UACAAUCUCUUUCCAGGAUCUGUAAAGACAGAGAGAGAAAGAGAGGGGUUUUCAGAGGAUCUCCUAUAGCAAUGGUGAAGAAGAUGAUUUUGAUUUCUUUGAUGGUCGUGAUUUGUUUAUCAGUCGGAGAGACCAAAGUUGUUGCAGGGCAUACCAAUCAUGUGGUCGGAGCUGAUCGGGGAUGGGAUCCUGCUACCAAGCUUUCCGGUUGGUCAUCCGGCCGAACCUUCAGGGUGGGGGAUAAGAUUUGGUUUGCGUACUCGGUAGUGUCGGAAAGUAUGGUGGAGCUGGGGAGUAAAGAGGAAUAUGAAUUGUGUGAUUUGAGUAACCCAAUCAGGAUGUAUACAGAUGGGUUGAACAGUGUUUCAUUGGAGGAGGAAGGAGCUCGGUAUUUCGUAAGUGGGAAAACAGAGAGCUGUAAGAAUGGACUGAAGCUGCACGUGGUGGUUGAACCAGAGCAGUCUCAGAAGCAGGAGGAGGGAGUUGAGAUCGCCACGUCAGAAAGCUCUGCUAUUAUGGCGGCGGCGGCGGCGGCGGAUGGUCCAACUCCUUCGGCUUCAACCCAUUUUAGGGCGGCACAUACUGUUGUGAUGGUGGUUGUGGUCAGUAUACUAUUAUUGGUCUGCUCUGCUUUUUAGUGUUUGAAUGGGGGUUCCAUUCCAUCAUGUGUUUUAUUAUUAUUAAAAUACAAAUUGGGACCAAUCUUCCUCGUAGUAUAUGGUGGUUUGAUGAAUGUUUUCUGCAUCAAACACUAUUAGUAUAAUGUUGUUGUUGUUGUUUUUAAAUUAAAACUACUAGUCUUGAAUCUUCAUGCACGUUUUACCGUACCUACCCCUAUAAUCUGUUGGAAUUUGUAUGGUGGAUGCAACUAACUUCUUUGUAUUGUAUGUUGGAAUUUAGUUGUAAGGAGGAGGGGUAAUGUUGUAAUAAGCUUACUACUAGUUCAUUAAUAAGUGUGUUCUUCUCUUAUAUAAAAGGAGUUUUUAAAUAUCUAAC
Messenger RNA from Impatiens glandulifera, 996 nucleotides. RefSeq names its product early nodulin-like protein 2. The coding region runs from base 72 to 638 and encodes 188 amino acids. The transcript has 2 exons. Gene Ontology annotation, molecular function: electron transfer activity. Lineage: Eukaryota; Viridiplantae; Streptophyta; Magnoliopsida; Ericales; Balsaminaceae. The record is from RefSeq and is a predicted model, not a curated record. Gene Ontology annotation, cellular component: plasma membrane.